Metschnikowia bicuspidata var. bicuspidata NRRL YB-4993 is the source of this 2673-nucleotide messenger RNA. RefSeq lists its product as uncharacterized. The record is from RefSeq and is a predicted model, not a curated record. The annotation marks the transcript as partial. Lineage: Eukaryota; Fungi; Ascomycota; Pichiomycetes; Serinales; Metschnikowiaceae. The transcript has 2 exons. Gene Ontology annotation, molecular function: protein binding.
UUUCACAAUUUUGCAUUAUUCACUUCGCAUAUUCAAUACAUGUCCGUUCCACCGUUACCGUUUUUGGCCAAAGCAAAUGUUUCGUGGACCGGAGAGCAGGAUGGUGAUCUUGGGUUUAUGGAAAAUGAACUGAUCAAAGUUUUCCACAUUGUUGAUGAACUGUGGUGGCAGGGAAGCUUGCUAAGAAAUGGCGCCGAAGGUAUCUUUCCUCGAGACUUUGUAGAAGUUAUAUCAACGCCUCCCACAGCUCAAAAUACCCCAACAAAGCCUAUCACUCAAUCACCAAUGCAAAGCAAGUAUGGACCUUCUCCAGUUGGCAAUCACAUGUUAACAUCACCAGAUAAGUAUGUCGGCACUCCUUCAGGAAAUUUUGUCACCUCACCUAACGCGAAGUGUAUGACAUCUCCACCCAAAACUAACGGAUUGGAGUCGAGUUCUGUAACCCCCAGCAAACCUAAUCCUCGAGAACUCAGCCAGAUGAUCUCAGCGGAUAAUUCUCCUGAUAAAACCAACUCUUACGGGAUACAAAAAAAAAAUCAUUUACAGGAAGCGCAGCUCAUUGACGCAGAUCCAACCCAUCAUGACGAAUUUUAUCAGACAUUGGCUCAAAAGAAGCAGGAGUUGGAGAUGCAGUUGCACCACUUAAGAGAGUUGGAGAAAUCUCAUCUCCAAAAGAAGCAACAUCUUCUGGGAAACGAUAGCUAUAUUAGUGAGGACCUUUUGCUGUCAAAGCGCAACUACAUGUCAAAAGAAGAUUUGGGCAAGAAAUUAGAAAACUACAAGGAACUUGAAUCAGAAGAUGCCCCUCCACCUCCUCCAAAACAUGCAAGAGUUCCAUUUGAUGCAGAUGACUUUAGAGCCUCUGGCGCCACGGUUGACGAAAAGUUCCGCAGCCAAUCCAACUAUCCUGAGGAAUUAAAAAACUCCAUGAAGUCGUUGCAAAGCGAUGUGCUAAACUUGUCCGAACUAAGCGCCACAAGCGCCGGGUCAUUCUCUCGCCACAAGUUUGAAAAAGAGAUUUUGAGCCAACAGAUAGCGGCUGACAAUGGUGAAGAUGAAUUCUCGAAAUUAUCUCUUGGUGACAAUGAACACAUAAUAAACUCUGUUUUCAAAUCAAAAAAACCGAAACAUCCAAACAUAUUCAAAAUGUUGAUGAAGAAAAAGCCCGAGCAAAAUUUGAUGGAACAGAGACUUUUUCAUGAACCUGAUGACUGGCAAACGGUGAAGCACGAUCUCAACAGAAUGAACACCCUUACUCUGCUGGAUAAGCAAGUCCGCACAAAACAAGUGGUAAGGACCGAAGCGAACUUCAUCAUCAAACCACUUGAAUUUAUUACUGAUGUAAACGUUAGUGAAACUUUCGGGCCUGACAAUCUCGAAGUCACAAAAAUUGAUGUGAAUGUCCACAAGGUGGCAGAAUUUCUGGAGAGGUAUGAUCAUGCGUACGACUUCAAUGAUUUGAUCACGGACAUAAGCGUCAAAUUUGGCUCACAUAGGCCAAGCCAAGUUAGAGCUGUCCUAAUGCAUUUAUGCAAGUUCCAGAUUAUCGAAGAACCAGGAAAAAUUCUGCGAAUGAAACCAAAAGUACACGAAGUUAUGACAAAGGGCGAGGCCACGAUUUUUCAGCUUAACUACUUAUUCAAAAAGCUUCUUGAAGCACUUCGUAUCCCUUCCGAGGUGGUUUUUGGCUUUUGGAAAAAGCCAAAUGAAUUUUAUCAUUCAGAACAAUUUCUGGUUAAUCAUUGUUGGCUUUCUGUGAUGUUGCAAACAGACGAUAGAGGAAAUGGAAGAUUUAGCAUAAUUGACCUUAUGUGUUUUCAAAAUGGAUCCGUUUGCAACAUAGAGGGCAAUAACGAGUUCUACUUCCUCACAUCGCCCAUUGAUGUGGUCUCGACACACAUUCCAUCCAUGAUAGAAUUACAGCAUGUUUGUCCACCGGUAGAUCUCAACGUUGCAUUCCAUUUACCUCGCAUGUAUUCGAGCUUCAAGAAGCAUAAUCUCGAGCUUCUCAAUUUCAAUAACUCGUUGACUCGAAUGAAAGACUUGGAAAUAUUCGAGACAGACAUCAAGAUUCCUGAGUCAGUUGAGUUAUUCACACUUAUCAAAACCUCCAGAAAAACUUCUAAUGACUAUACUUUGUGCCAAAUUCACUGGAAGGGGGCACAAAGAUUAGCUAAAGUCAAGGCCAUUUUACCAGAAGGAGAAAGUAUUGGCGUGCUUCAGAUUUUUGCAGGCGAAAAGGGUCUUCAAACCCAUUUCGACAAUAUUCAUGAGUUGGCUUGUGUUAUCCCAUUAUACCACAGCGGGAAAAGCAAACCAACUGCGUUUGUUCCUCGAUACCCGACAAUCAGAAGUCAAAACAACGACCUUUACAUUAAGCGUCCUCAACUCGGUACGAUUAGUGUCAAUAACAAUUAUGUAUUCGAGAUUGAGGUACAUCCAUCCAUGGGCUUGAAUAGUGGAUCAGGGAUCAUGAACCAAGAUUUCAAGAUUGUCAUCGAAAGUCCAUCUGGAAAGUACACCAAGCUCAUGAAGGAGGAACCUCACAAACCUUAUGGUAUCCACCAGCUGAAGCUUCUUUGCCAGGAACAGGGAUUGUACAGGGGCUUGGUAAUCGGUGAUAGCGGAACGAGUUGGUAUGUGUUUGCGCAAUGGGAAUGUGGAGGGGCCUAA